AUGGGCGGUGCUGCUACGCAUCAACCACUCAGAAAACGCUCCAACAAAAACUCCUCUUCCCACCACCACCUCCACGACGGCGACCACCGAGCCGGCGUCCAGUCCGAUCCUUUUCCAGUAGGCGCCUUAGUUGAAGUUCGAACGCAUGAGCCAGACUUCAAGGACACAUACUUCUCCGCCACCGUGGUAUCUUUAGGCGACAAAAGCUCGGGGGAAAUCCAAGUGGAGUACCAAACUUUGCUUGUUCCAAGAGGCGGAUCGAAGCUUCUGAGGGAGUACGUCGACGUCUCGUGCGUGAGGCCGUCGCCUCCGUUGGAGGAGGCUGUCGGGGGUUUUGGGCCGGGCGACGCCGUCGACGCGCUGUACAACGACGGCUGGUGGAUCGGUGUCGUGACGCGAGUAGUGGAGGAAGAUACGGAGAGUAGGUACACCGUGACGUUUCAGAACCCGCCGGACGUGCGCGAGUUUAGCUUGUCUGAACUUAGGGUUCACUGGGAUUGGGUUAACGGGAGCUGGGUCAGACCCGACAGGCAGAGUAUAGCAGGGUGGAUGUUUGACAUGGAAAAAGAGGUAGAAGUGUCAAUUGACCGAGAAGAUGGCCAGGAGGCUUGGUUCCCAGCAACAAUUCACGAACAUUUGGUUGAUGGAACGUAUCUGGUAAAGUAUCAUGACGAAACUAAAGAAUCCGAGGCUCACACUACCCAAUUAAUAGUCGAUUCCCUCCAUAUUAGGCCGCAGCCUCCACUUCUCAAGGAUACAAAUUUUGUUUUAUUGGGAAAAGUUGAUGCAUACUUUGAUUGUGGCUGGUGGAGUGGACUUAUUCGGGCAAAACUUGAGGAUAGUAGAUAUCUUGUUACCUUUAAACAGUUGAAUAUGCAAAAGGAGUUCCAUAUGUCAGAAUUAAGACCUCAUAUGGAGUGGAAGGAUGAGAAAUGGUUCAUUUCUCCACAGGAUGUCAAGAUCUCGCCUCCAGAUGGUGGAAUGGAUGUAAACCACACAUCCAAUAAUUCCAGUGCCUUGCCAAAUUCCACGUCGCCGACCUGUCAAGACAGCCAAGUGGAGCAACUAACACCUAAUUUGAAGAAAACGCCUAAUGUGACACCUCGGACAAAAAGAACAAGGCGUUCAUAUGAUUCCAAAAAUGCCCUCUCUCAGUGCCAGAAGAAGCUCAAAGAAGGACCUGUAAUUGUAGAGAAACAACAGGGGAAACAUGAGAUGACUAAAGAAAUAUUGAGCGAUUCUGUUAGUCCAGUUUCAGCAAAUAAUGUGGAAUUUCCUGGUAAACAAAGUGCAACAGGGGAUCUCUCAUCUGAUAAUCCUUCCUGGGGGAAGAGAACUCGGAGAGGGAAAAAUGUUACACGCAAAAUCAAUUCCACACCACGUGAUGUGAAGAACAGUGGUGCACAAACUAGCCAAGUUGAAUAUCUGCAACCUGGUGCUGAGGGAAAGAAGCCAGAUGCCGUGGAUAACACCGCAGAAGAUGCUCAAAAUGUGCAGGUUGUUGUUAUCGGUUUGCCAUGCGGGGAAAUGGUGAUCUCUGGACCGGUAAAGUCAAGGGACAAGCGGAAAUACAGUGCCAACAGCAAGGAAAUUAUGAAGAACAAAGAGAAACAAAACUUACAUGAUGCCACUACACAGGAAAUUGAGGGAAAAUCUCAAUAUGGAUUUGUUGGUUCAGAUGACUCGAACACAAACGAAGAUGAUCAUAAUAGAAUUUCUCAAUUAGAGGCGGUUGGUACGGACAGCUCAGAGAAGAUGUCACUAGAUGGGGGAACUAGUCCGUCUGAUCUCAAAGGUAGAAAAGGAGCAGUGAAGAAAAAAACCUCUGCUAGAAAGCUAGAGGAGAAGGUUGUUAAAGAGUCAAUGCAACAGAAGAAAAGUGAGUCAAAAAGAGGAAAGAGACGGAGUAUGACUUCACCUCAAUUUGAAGGUAAACUUCUUCUUCAUUCUGCUAAUGUAUCUGGAGGGAAAUCAGCCGAAGUUAACCCAACACCAGGCGUAAAUAAUGAUUCUGAAGCACCCAGCAUUGAGCUUGACGAUCAACCACUUUCAAAGUGGAUUGGAGGGAAGAGGAUACAAUCUCCAUCUACAGUUGAUGGAUCAAGGCUAUCUCCCGUGACUGCUGCUGUUAAGCAAUUCACAGAAAGCAAUGAAAAACAGGGGGAAGAUGAUGCAGCAGUGCUGAAGGAGGCCACCGGAAAUCCCCAAGAUACCCAAAUCCAAAUUUCAACCGAGCACCAAAAUCUACCAUUCACAAAGACCAGUUUGCUCUGGAAAACAAUCUGGUCACUUAACGCCUUCUGUAUGCUACCUCAAAAACCCCAUUUCCAGCCUCUCGAAAGCAUCAAGGAGAGUAUGCGCGAAGGGAUUGCCAUAGGCCUCAUGGUCAACUUCUCCAGUGCUGUCGAGACAACCUGCAAGCUGCAGUUUGACGAUCCCAAGAGCACCAUGGAUGAUAUCCUUGAGACACUCGCUGAGCUGGGGUCGCAUGGGUUUGACGUUGAGCCCGUGCGGGCCCGCGUUGUGGGCCUUCUCGCUGUCAAGGAUAAAGAGGUGGAGCUCAUGGGGCGGGCUAAGGAGCUCGACUGUGAGAUCUCGGGCCACCAGCUGGAGAAAGGCGAGUUGGAGAAGGAGAUUGAGGAGCUGAACGAGCAGGCGAGGAAGCUGCAGGAGAAGCUCUCGAUGCUUGAGUCGGCUAAAGAAGGGAAGGAGAACGAGAUUGCGUCCGCUGGGGCCCGUUUGAGGGAGGCCGAGCAGAGUCUUGAGAAUCUGAAGCUUGAAUUCGAAGGUAUAGCUUCUUCUGCUAUGUUGAUGUAG
Messenger RNA from Striga hermonthica, 2817 nucleotides. The record is from the annotation of a GenBank genome assembly. NCBI's taxonomy places the organism in Eukaryota, Viridiplantae, Streptophyta, Magnoliopsida, Lamiales, Orobanchaceae.